Messenger RNA from Homarus americanus (American lobster), 2624 nucleotides. It is a transcript of the gene EMC8-9, whose product is annotated as ER membrane protein complex subunit 8-like. Gene Ontology annotation, cellular component: EMC complex. The record is from RefSeq and is a predicted model, not a curated record. The transcript is spliced from 6 exons. The coding region runs from base 131 to 775 and encodes 214 amino acids. NCBI's taxonomy places the organism in Eukaryota, Metazoa, Arthropoda, Malacostraca, Decapoda, Nephropidae.
UGAUGCCGAGAGCGUGACGACGUUCUCCCAUUUUUCCUCAGUCGGUAAAGCCCUCUCGGUGGCGUCGGUCCAUUUGUUGUCAUUAUCUGGUGGUUGGGUUAGGCAAUAAUACUGUUCUCGGACACACAGGAUGAAGGUAAAAGCGUGCAAAAUGUCCGGAGAUAUCAGCCUGGCGUGCUCCACACUCUCCAAAAUGCUGCUCCACGCUGCCCGCUACCCCCAGUCUUCUGUGAGUGGGGUGGUGCUGGCCCAGGCAAGAGGGGGGGACACCACCUCCAACACUGUGGUCCUGGUCGAUGCCGUUCCUCUCUUCCACUUACAACUCAGUCUGGCCCCCAUGCUAGAGGUGGCACUCACUCAGAUUGAACAGCGAUAUAAAUCAGAAGGGUUAAUAAUAGCCGGUUACUACCAAGCCAAUGAACAUAUAAGAGACAAUGUUCCAGACUUCGUGGCCUUGAAAAUAGCGGAGAAGAUCGCGGAAAACAACAACGACUCCUGCCUGAUAAUGAUUGACAACAAAAGAAUGUGUCUGAACCUCAUGUCAGCUCCAGUAAUUGUUUCACAGUUGACAUCAGAAGGAAAGUGGAAGAGCAAAGAGAAGGCGAGUGUACAUGUGGAAGCUGGGUCACUGGAGGUCAUAUCACAGCUACUGCAGCGUAGAGUUCAGCACGACAUAAAUGACUUUGAUAAUCACUUGGACGACCUGACCUGCGACUGGUCCAACCCUCACAUCAACAAGGUCCUGACCACUCUUACAGCAGCAGCCCAAGACUAGCAUCACUGUAGGUGUUAAUGAGGAAGUGUGUUUAAUGGUCCAAUCCCCGAGUUCUGUUCGGUCACCGUCUUCAAUAGGUAAUGUUAGUUCUGGCACUCGUUAAGUCAUUAGGUUUGUUCUGCUGUCCAGUACUUCCAUAUUUACUGUCCACAGAUGUGAGGAAAUGUGUGCAGGAGAUGUACAUGUCAGAUGUCUAAUUGAGAGUACAGUAUAGUAUUUGUUUGAGGAGUACAGUACAGUAUGUAGUACUGUACCAGUUUCUCUUAUGAGUGGCCCUUUUAUUAACUUUAUGCCAGCCAUACAGGUCAGCAUAAUGAUAUUCAAGUGACUCCAAAUGUAUAUACAGUACUAAGGCCAGCAUUACAGUUUCUUAUUUUAUUUUACUUAUUUUUUGUUAUAGAAUUACAAAAUGAAUGUACUUUUUUCAUAUUAUUUAAUUAUAUAUCGUAAUUAAUUCUUCAGUUAUUGUAGCAAUUUAUGUAAUAUAUUUUUCCCCAUAUUAUUAUUUACAAUGUAUACAGUAGAACCCUGUGUAAAGGCUGCUGUCUUAUAUAUCAUUAGGUGGACAGACAGUGUAGUGGAAUAGCUCACAUAACUUUCAGCAAGAUAUGAGAACCUUUUUCUCCUCCACAAUAUUAUUAGACAUACUGUACAUUACUGUGUUACUCUUGAUAAAUAAACCUCACACACACGUGCGCACGCACACACACACACACACACACACACACACACACACACACACAUAUCACAUUAUAACCCCUCUUGUACAGAGUUCCCUCUCUGCUGAAUAAAAUUGUCUGUUGUUCGGCAAAUAAACUAUUAAAAGUAGUCUCCCAUAAUAAAAGGGUGAAACGUAAGAGAAGAAUAUUCUAUUUUUACCUUCUGAGGUAAAUGUUGGUCGUGGAAACAACACUUGUCUUAACUUCUCGGAGCAAAGUUCCUGUUGUGUUUAGGCCCCGGGGACACCAUUGUUGGGGCACGCAGGCGAGUGGUUACAACUCUCUCCUCCUGUUCCUGGGGUCAUUCGUUCUAUUCCCAGGCACUCCCAAUUCAUCCCGCUGUGAAUUGGUACCUAAGUUUACAACUUGGGGAAGUGAAGACGGUUGAGUGCAGUACCGGCCAUGCUGCCUCCUUGUGUACCGAAGGUUUAGCAUACAGUGUGCUGUAUCCACACUGUCCUUAAUGGGCAGUCAUGCCUAUGGGACCCAGUUUCACUUUCCACACCAUUGUUGAAGAGCAGCGGCUGUACCACCACCUCAUUUUCAUAUCAUAGUGCACAGUAUGGUGGUGGACUCUGUCAUCCACAAGGAACACAUCUUUUGAAGCUGAUUAGGGACUUAUUUUUUAAUUUUCCUAAUUUUCUUGCUCGCUGCAGCAUCACCAUAAUUCUACACUUGACCUUUCAUAAUACACAAACACAAUAUGGAAGUUGUAGUAUUUGGUGGGCAGAGAGAGAGAGAGAUGAUCCUGGUGGUGUAGCGACUAAUGCUGCCUCCAUCUUUUGGUGUCAUCUGUGGAGUGACUGGAAUAACCCAACCAGGCUAUAUAGGAACUAUCUUGUGCAGGACAAACUUGAGUCACAUUACACUCGAUGUGUUUAGCUGUGGGAUGACAUUAUAUGGGAUUCUACUGUAUACAUAGUAAGUAAUUUUAUCCCAGUAAAGGUAAUGAAAAAUAUGGGUUAUAGUGUUGCUAAGUUUACUGUAUAUAUUUUGUUUUUAUAUUAUAAUCAUACAAUUGGGGUAAAAUAAUACAUUAAGACUUACCCAACCAUUUUAUCAGUAAUCUUCUCCUUCAACUGAUACUGCUGAUUAAAAUUUGUCCAAGAAAAAAUAAAUAAAAUACAGUA